Messenger RNA from Eimeria mitis, 423 nucleotides. RefSeq lists its product as uncharacterized. The transcript has a single exon. The record is from RefSeq and is a predicted model, not a curated record. The coding region runs from base 1 to 423 and encodes 140 amino acids. Lineage: Eukaryota; Apicomplexa; Conoidasida; Eucoccidiorida; Eimeriidae.
AUGAUGCAGCAGACGCAGGCGGCGCUAACCAAAGCAAAAUCUACACAAACACAAAACAACAAAUGCAUGCAGUUUGCUGCUGCUGCAGCAGCUGCAGUAGCAGCAGCAGCAGCAGCAACAACAACAACAACAGCAGCAGCAACAACAGCAGCAACAACCACAGCAGCAGCAGAAACCACCGCAGCAGCAGCACCACCAGCACCAGCAGCAGCAGCAGCAACAGCACCACCAGCACCAGCAGCAGCACCAGCACCAGCAGCAGCAGCACCAGCACCAGCAGCAGCAACAGCACAAGCACCAGCAGCAGCAGCAGCAGCAGCAGCAGCAGCAGCAGCAGCAGCAGCAGCAGCAGCAAACCUGUAUAUUAAAGUGUUUGAGGGCCUGAGGGUUUCCGAAGGCGACGCGGCAAUCCGAAAUAAAUAA